CCGUGCUAAAGGCAAAAAGCCUAGCAAAAAGAAAGGAAAAAGUAAAACAGCUGAAACCGCGGCCAAGGUUGAAAAACCUAAGCCCAACCCAGCCAAAGACUCCAACAACGCACCUCAGAAGAGAGAACGCGAAAUCGAGAUCGAAAUCCCUGAUUCCCCUCCUUCCAACAGGAAAACAAUCGACCAAAUCUUUCAAGAGCUCAGCCUUUGCGGCGGCUUGAUGAGAUCCGAUAGCCCUGGGGACGUUCGGGACGUACCAUGGGACGAUCAGGUCCGGACGAUGGCGUCGGACGGACUGUCCGGGACGCGGGAUGCUCAACGUGGGACGAUUUGGGAAGGAACCUAA
Microthlaspi erraticum is the source of this 346-nucleotide messenger RNA. NCBI's taxonomy places the organism in Eukaryota, Viridiplantae, Streptophyta, Magnoliopsida, Brassicales, Brassicaceae. The record is from the annotation of a GenBank genome assembly.